GGUUGACUUCAUGAUGCCUAAUAUGAAAAAGAGAUUCAUCAGGAAUGAGCCACCUUAAUUCGCUAUGGCGGGUUCGUCUACCACAGUUCGGCUAGAUGCCUGUGUCCAGUCACACAACAGAAACAGCAUUGCUACACCAACCCCAACUACUACUACAACACAACAGCCCACUUACUCGAAGAUGCUCGAUAAAGUUGAGGAAGCUCGAAGAAAGGUCGGCGCCAAAACCGACGAGUUCUUUACUGACGAAGAUGUCAGGAACAACUCGCCGAGGGGCUGGCCAUCCAUAGCAGCAACGCAGAUGUAUUUGCCUGACUUCAAUUGCCACCGCGGCUUUACCUCGUUAAUUCACCGGACACUCACCUUCUAUGAGUUGAGGAUCCACUGUAUUGAGGAUAAACUAGACGAAUUGGACUUUGAGGAUGACGAAGCCAAUGGAAAUCAACUGAGGUCCCUUCCUUUUGAUAAAGAUCAAUUCAUAGCUCGAUGUCUUCAAGGGGCUGGACAUCUUCCUACCAAACUAAGUCCCGACCAAACGAAUCGUGAGGCGGAGAGGGAGAAUCUAAUUAUAAGCUCAGGGAAUCUUCAGAGGGAAUACUUCCAGUUACUUCACAUGCAAUACGAAAACAAGAAAUUCGCUAAGGUCUCUCGACGUGUGCAAGAGGCUCAUUUCAACGAUGCGCAAAUCUUCGAACAUUUGGAUAAUAAAGCACGUGCCUUCAUGCGUUAUAUAGACGAUUUCCUCAAUUUCGAGCCGGAUUACGUAUUUCAGCGUUUCGAGACACUAUUCUAUACGAACUCGCGAUGGGUCCAGAACAUCCUGAGGCAUAUCUGCUGCAUAGGUCGUAACAAGUCUUCGCCCACCUCUUCGGCGGAUGGUGUACGGCCGACCUACAGCCUACGGCCCGUAAAACUAUUCGUCAAGACCUUCCUCGUAUUAGGCAACCUCGCUUUAUUGAUCAUACCAGUGUCGGUACUAUACCUUAGGAUUGAUUUGUCACGCGGCCAGAAACUCGCUAUUACCGCUGCUUCUUCGGUGUGCUUUUCUAUCGUUAUGGCGACCUUCGAGAAUCGCACUGCACAUUUGCUCGUUGGCAUUACUGCUUUCUUUGCUGUGCUCGUCACUUUCCUCUCGAACCUGCCAGACUCCGAUAGCGGCAUGUGAUAUUGCGAAUCGAUAGUCUGAAUGAACAACUCUCCUUGAACUCCCCGAUAAUUAUGUUACAGGCUUGUUCUGCGAACAUCGGGUGGAAGGGGGGAUAGGGUGUCGACAGAGGAGGCAAUAUGAGGACUCAAUAAGAUCUGACUCAAAGGGUUGAAUAUAAGGGAGAAACGACGAGUAGUCGUGGUAUAAUCGGAGGAAACGCAUAUUGUUUUCCAUGAUGUUUUCAUGUAUUUUUCCCUUUUACCUGAAUUUAGUACCAGUCUAAUUUUUAAAUUGUUGAAACUCCCGCUAUGUGUAACAUCAGUGUUGAUAUCUACUCACUUCCCACCGUCUCGCCUCGCUAUACAUCAAUACAAAGACAGCUGCCACCGACAUACAUACCUAGGUACCUAGGUACUUAGGGUGGGAGCAUAUACCUCUAGAUAUCCAAUACGUUAGUCCCUUUCAUUGCGAGCCAAAGUCGAGUGUAGCUUGUGUUGCUUCAUCAAGGAGACGCUGAUGAGCGCUAGAAGCGACAAGCCGACCAUCGCAAACC
Molecule: messenger RNA, 1700 nt
Organism: Hypoxylon trugodes
Lineage: Eukaryota; Fungi; Ascomycota; Sordariomycetes; Xylariales; Hypoxylaceae
Exons: 6
Coding region: 65-1165 (366 amino acids)
Source: RefSeq, a predicted model, not a curated record